AUACUUGACACACGUCUGUUUCUCGGACCUCCAUCCCCAUUUCAAGCCUUUUCCAUUGACACUGAAAUAAUGUGAUUUGUCGUUGUGCUGGCCACUUGGUACCUACGUUAACCGUCGGCCAUAGAAACAGACGAGCUUUACAUCAUUGAACUCCAUAGAUCGUAAGAACUCUAAGACGAUUUCAACAAAUACAAUCCUGCUUUCGGGAGAAACAAAACAUUUAUAGUUGACAACAAAGUACCAGUAGUGUUGAAUCAUGGGACGGGUCAGUUAGUGAAAUGCAUCCUAAGUAUUAAGACGAUGGAACCGGCUGAGUAUGUUAUUUUCGGACUUUGCAUAGUAUUAUUUGUCGGAUUCAUUGUGAACUUAUUAAUCCACAUUUUAGCAAUUUUUUAUGGAAAAUGGAAAUUGUCCAGAAAAUUAUCCCCUCCAGUGGUAGAAGAUCUUCCUGGCAUCUCUAUCAUCAAACCUUUAGUGGGAGUUGAUCCCAAUCUGUUUGAUAAUCUAGAAACAUAUUUCAAUUUCAAAUAUCCACAGUAUGAAAUACUUUUUUGUAUUCAAGAUGAAUUAGAUUCUGUGAUUAUGAUAGCUCAAAGUCUUAUUUUAAAGUAUCCUAAAGUAGAUGCAAAGAUAUUUAUUGGUGAUACUGAAUCAAAAGGCAAGAAAAAUGUAGGAGUUAAUCCAAAAAUAAAUAACAUGAUUCGAGGUUAUGAGGCAGCCAAAUACGACCUAUUUUUAAUAUCAGACAGUAGUAUUAAAAUGAAAGAAGAUACUUUAAUGGAUAUGGCUUUACACAUGACAGAAAAAAUAGGACUCGUUCAACAAAUGCCAUUUGUUUGUGAUAGGCCAGGAUUUGUAUCACAUCUAGAAAAGAUAUUUUUUGGGACACAUCAUGGUAAAAUGUAUCUGGUUGCCAAUUUUCUUGGUAUUAACUGUGCAUCUGGGAUGUCCACCCUCUUCCGUAAAGAAAUAAUAGAGGAAGCUGGAGGUUUGGCACACUUUGGAAAGUAUUUAGCAGAGGAUUAUAUGUUAGCCCAAGCAGUAUUAGACAGAGGAUACAAGGUGUUAUUGUGUAGUCAGACAGCAUUACAGAACUCUGGCUAUACUUCACUUACAACAUUUCAUGACAGACUUAUUAGAUGGACCAAACUCCGCAAUGCUACAGUGGUCACAACCAUGUUCUUUGAACCCAUCUACCAGUGUAUCGUACAAGGGUUGAUUAUGGCGUUCGUCACAGAAUACUUAUUUUCCUGGUCUCCUUUAGUCUUCUUUAUGGUUCAUGUGCUCAUAUGGUUCCUAUUGGAUUACAUCCUUCUUUCUAUUAUCCAGCAAGGUCCUUUGCCGUUUUCCAAGUUUGAAUUUCUUGUUGGGUGGAUUCUGAAUGAAAUCUCCUAUCCAAUCUUGGUGUGUCGAGCGCACUGGGAUCCCAUCAUCACUUGGCGUUCCAGAAAGUAUAAAAUUAGAUGGGGUGGCAUAACAACUGAGGUCACCUCUGCACCCCCCAGCCAAAGCAAGUGAAAAAAAUGCGACAUUCUUUCUGCUGAACUUUUCAAUAUUUUACCAUGAGUGUUAGUGGCAGCGUGGAUAAACUACAAGAGUUGAUUACAUGAAACAUUCUGAACUGUAUUGUCAUAGAAUGUUACCCCGCUGAGACUUGUCACUGCUGUAACAUUUAAUGAAACUUGUAAAUAUGUAAAGUAACACAUUUUGCUGAUGAGUUAUUGCUGAGUGAGUCACUUGUGUAACAUCAAGAGCAUGUUGAUAACAUCUCUAUGUAAUGAAUUUUAACCCUAACAAAAUGAAUGGACUAUCUAUUUAUACACUAUUUCGAAGACACUUUGAGUUUAAAGGCUUGAAUACUAUCCAGAUGUCAGUUUAGAUCUGUAUUUCUGCUUUGUCUGUAAAGACAAUCACAUCCUGAAUUACUAUUUUUUAGGCUGUUCCAUCUUACAGUCUAUCCUAAUCAUGAAAACAUUUUCUGAAGCACAUUAAAAAAAAUAUUAUUUCUUUAUUGUCUUGCCAUUUGCUUUUUUUCACUUUACCAACACAUUAUUAUUUUUUUUAAAUAGAUUUUCUGGUAUCUGUUGAUAGGUUAUUUGAACAUUUUAAAGAAUUGGAUGAAUUUGAUAUGUUAUUGGAUGGGGGUGAUAACAAAAUUUACAUUUGGGUUUACACAUAUUAUGGAAAGGAUGUUGGGCUACGUUUCUUUUUUUUUUUUUUUUUAUUAUAAAUAAUUGUAAAAACAAAAGGUUAAAAGAAAUCGUGUGCAUUAAAUGGAUUUUCCAUCAUGCUGUUAGCAAUUAACACUAACAGUGCUGUCCCCUUAUCCUGACACAUCUGAAAUAAAUAAAUUUUACUUGCAAGAUAUUAUUUCAUUUCUCACUGUAACUAUUUUAUUUGAAUAUUGAGAUUGUUAUGCAGUUUGUCUCUCCUAGUCACCUUUGUUAAUUUAUACAACAAACAGAUAUUUAUUGAGAUAUUUCAGUAUUUAGACCAGACGAUGUAUCUUCCAAUAAUUACAAUUGUGGAUAACACUUUUGUAGAUCUUCCCAGUACAUAUAACUUAAGUGCAAACAAAUUAUUAUGGUGUAUUUUGCAUUGUUUAUUUUCUUAUUUAUUACUUAUACAAUACCUUUUUAUUUUUUAACCUUUUUUUUUUUUUGGUAUUAAUUAGUAAAAUCAAAUACCAUGACAAGUCAAAAGUGUAAAUACUCAUUUUAUUUUUGACUUUGUCUUAAUAUUGUUUGGUUUAUCUCUGGCACAAUGAGUGAAUACAAGAAGUCUUUUUUUCUUUCUUAAUCUGGCUGCUUUUCAAGUAUAAUUAGACAUCUAGUUUUAUUUUUUUCUAUUUAAAUGGCAUGAAAAAAAAAGUUUUGGAAUUGCAUUGACGAUAUUUAAAAUAAAGGGAAUGGAAUAAUUUUUCUUUGCAUUUAUCAUGCAUCACAAAUGAAACAAUAAUACUGUCGACACAUUUUUUAGCCUCAGGAGUUUUUCCUUAAAGCACACAUUGGCCACGCCCAUGCUGUGCAGUUUGAUAUUUAUUCCUGCUGUGUGUUUGAAUUGGUUCAUCUGAAUGCUGAGUGAAGUGAUCAUUGAUCAGAACUACCAGACUAUAUUGAGCUCCAGAGGGUGUAUAUGAUGUGGUUGUCUGUUCCACUGACUUUCUGAGGAAUAACUGAUGCUAGUCAAUGGCCACCAUUGGCAGGCUAUGAUGUUAUUUUUAGUUUUCAGAAGAAUACCUUUUUGCAAUGUAUAGUUUGUUUUCGGUUACAUUCACUCGCCAAUGCUGGUUUUGUUUGCAUGUACAGAGAAAUAACAUUUAUACUUUUCUUUAUUUCUUAUUUAUUGUACAAUCACAGCUCUUAGCUUGGCAGUAGGACUUAUUGUACAGAGGAGUAGACCUAUAUUUAAUGAGUUGAGAAUUUACAUUUUGGUUGUGCAAGCGAAAUAUUAAAAAAAAUAUUAAAAUUUGGAAUCUUUAGCCUGGACUAUACCUGACAUUAUCUAAUUCAAGACAAAUUUGCAGUUAAUAGUUGUGCUGGCCACAUACCACACUUUUACAUGCUUAUCACAGAAACUAAAACCAAAAUACUAACCCUGCCAUGUAGGCUUAAAAAGGUUAUUACAGUAUCUGAUUACUUGUCAUUCUCAAUUGAAAACAAAAUACUAUUCACUUAUUUAUAAUGGCUUUUUAAAUUAAUGCUGAUGAGAUUAAAAGGUUUAUCUAAGUAAAAUGUUAAAAUGAGCCAAGAACAGUCCUAGACAAUUUUUUGUUGUAUGGUAGAAAAAUUCAAGAACCAGCAUUACAAUGUCAAUUGCCUUCAUUUUUUUUUUUAUUAACACACUAAGUCAUUGCUAUUUGUCUCCUCCUUGUUUCACUGCUGAAGCUGUGCAUUUUACCAAACUAGUCAGACUACGAAACUUGUGAUGUUUCACUCUAUUUGUUUUACUGAUAUUAAAAGAGUAGUAUUCUUGCCAAAAUAUUUUGUAAUGGUUUUAAUAUUUUUCAAAAUUGUAUUGUUUUUUUUUUUUUAAUAUUAUUAUUAUUAUUAUUUUUUUUUUUUACAAAUAUUUUUUUUUUACAAUUAUUAUUUUAAUUGAAAGAAAGUAGUUUAAAAAAAAACAUUCAAUUAUUGUUACAUUUUUAGUUUUCAUUUCCUUCUCAAGUUCUACUUAAUUUCAUUUUUUUUUUUAAAUAUAUAUAUAUAUAUAGAAAUAUAUAGAAAUCCAGUGUACUUUAAUUAUUUUUUUAUAUCUUCAUUUCAGAUUUAGUCAUUUCAAAUACUCAUUCAAAAUAAAACAUUUUAAAAAUGUAUGUAUGUAUGUAUAAAGUAAGAGUGUACUCCUAUGAUCUUGCCAUUAUAAGUAAAUCAUGUUCUUGCCUGAGUGUGUUAAUGUUACUAGUUCAAGCAUUUAGAUAUGUGUUCAUCCAGUUGAAUAAUAUGCUGUACAUAUAUUUCUAUUCAGUUGUCUCAUUGUUGCACAAAUUGAAGAACAUAACUAUGGAGGAACUUUCAAUAUGAAUCUCUCUGAAGUUUAGGGUUUUUUGUUUUAUUUUUCAAAGAAAAGUCAAAUGUUAGCUAUAAAAACAAAAUCACCUCACAUAUUCCUUAGCUCUAUUGGUUUUAAAUAUGUAUUGGUUUUUGCUGCUGUUUUUGUAUUUUGUUUAUGUAGCUUCUUCCAUUUUUAACAACCCUUAUUUUUACAUUAUAUUCUUAACAAGAGUGGUAUUUGUUCUAAUGCAAAGUUGUACUAUUAUUACUAUAAAUUCAGGAUUGAUGAGUAAGAAACAAACAGUAGAUUUUGGUUGUUAUUAUUACCCAGAAAAAAAAAAAGCAUGAUAACAAAUGUUUGUCAACUUUUAAAUUACAUACUGGAAGGGGGGGGGGGAAGACAAAAAUAGAAGGGUAAACUAAGUGAAUUUUAAUUAUAAUGUCUUCAGUUAGUCCUGCUAGUGUAAUAGCAUAUUUCAUGAUUUGUCAGGGUUUGUUGUUCUAUUUUUUUUUUAGUUUAGUUCCAUUUUUUUUUUUUUUUUUUUUGUUGUUGCUUAUAUGAAGCCCAAAUAAUAUGUCAGUUUUUGUAUCAAUAUUUUGAAAUUGUGGUGCAGGACUUAGAAUUAUCAAGUUGAUAUAUAUAUUAUGGGGCUGAUGAGCAAAUAAGUGAAUGCAUUCAUUUGUGAUGUUCCCACAUUUAAAAAAAAUCUAAUCUAUCUUAGCCAUAGAUUACAUCAAUACAUGGAUAUUCAGAAUUAUUUUUUUUUGUAGUUCAUGUAAUGUAAUGUAUAAUUAUGCAUGUUUAUUUGCAUCUAUUUUCUCAAACAAAUAAGCAUUUAUAUUUCUCCUACUGAUUUUUUAAUAUUAUUUCUUAUUGUCCACAAACUGGUCUAUUUUAUAAAUGAAUAUACUUUACAAGCAGAGUUUAUUAGCUGUAUAUACACCUAGUAAAUUAACCAACUUGGUAAGAAAGGAUAUAUGCAGAGGGUGUAUUCUGAGAAAAAUGAAUAUCCAUGUAUUUAUGGGAUCUUUGCAGUCUGAUCAUUUCAACACAAAACAUUGUCAAACCCAACACACAUGUGAAUCCUCACAAGUUGAUUUCUUUGUUAACUCAGUGGCCUAACACUCUUUAAUACUCAUAUUAUGAUAGUCUAAUAAUAUUUCUAUAUUUUAUGUAACCUUUUUUUUCCUUUUCAAAAUAAGGUGCUUUACACAAUGGUAUUUUAAAAAUAUAUUGAAAUGCAUGUGGUAAACUAUUGACCCUGUGGUGAGGCUUUGGCCUAUACCAUGUUUCUUGAAGAUGAAAUUCUCUGAUUGUACAUGUACUUAUGUCAUUGUAGUCAUCUCUACCUCUCCAUGUGGACGUAAAAGUGGAGGGAGAACAGUUUAUAAUUUAUUUUUAAAAUCUCACGUCUAAUAGACUUUUAAAAAUGUGAUUGUACAAUGGUGUAGAGACCCUGAUGAUAAGGGCUCACUGUCAGCCUUCACCAGCAAUAUUUGAUAUUUUUUAGUCCUGUCCUUCCUUUAUCAAUGUUUUUAGUCACUGACAAAAUGUCUGGAUUUGUAUUCCAUAGUCAUUUACUUAAUUCAUCUAAUAAACAAACAUGUCUUUA
This is a messenger RNA of Biomphalaria glabrata, 6106 nucleotides long. RefSeq names its product ceramide glucosyltransferase-like. Gene Ontology annotation, cellular component: membrane. The transcript has 11 exons. The coding region runs from base 301 to 1518 and encodes 405 amino acids. Gene Ontology annotation, molecular function: ceramide glucosyltransferase activity. Gene Ontology annotation, biological process: glucosylceramide biosynthetic process. The record is from RefSeq and is a predicted model, not a curated record. NCBI's taxonomy places the organism in Eukaryota, Metazoa, Mollusca, Gastropoda, Planorbidae.